This is a messenger RNA of Limanda limanda (common dab), 952 nucleotides long. RefSeq names its product dicarbonyl/L-xylulose reductase (gene dcxr). Bases 126 to 860 code for a protein of 244 amino acids. The record is from RefSeq and is a predicted model, not a curated record. Gene Ontology annotation, molecular function: L-xylulose reductase (NADPH) activity; carbonyl reductase (NADPH) activity. Gene Ontology annotation, biological process: glucose metabolic process; xylulose metabolic process. The transcript is spliced from 9 exons. NCBI's taxonomy places the organism in Eukaryota, Metazoa, Chordata, Actinopteri, Pleuronectiformes, Pleuronectidae.
CCAAACAUUAACAGUGUGGCGGUUUGUUGUUGAGCUUCCUGCAGCCCGGAGCUGAGACACGUCUACUGCUGCUGCUGCUGCUGCUACCUGUCCGUCUGCCUCGGAUCUCUGCGCACAAAACGACCAUGGAGAUUGGUUUUGCGGGUAAACGAGCUCUGGUCACCGGAGCUGGAAAAGGGAUUGGCAGGGCCACGGCUCUGGCUCUGGCACACUGCGGAGCGGAGGUCACGGCGGUGACGCGCACACAAGCUGACCUGGACACGCUAAUGCAGGAGUGUGCGUCCAUCACUCCAGUGUGCUUGGACCUGGCAGACUGGGGGGCCACGGAGGCAGCCCUGCAGGACAUCGGCCCCAUCGAUCUGCUGGUGAAUAACGCCGCCUUUGCCAGUCUGCAGCCAUUUCUGGAGGUCACACCCGAUCAGUUUGACCAGUCAUUCAAUGUGAAUGUGAAAGCAGUGCUGCACGUGUCACAGAUAGUGGCUCGUGGCAUGAAGGCCAGAGGAUCUGGAGGCUCCAUUGUCAACGUGUCCAGCCAGGCCUCACAGUGUGCCCUCAGAGACCAUGCUGUGUACUGUGCCACCAAGGGAGCCCUGGACAUGCUGACUAAAGUGAUGGCUCUAGAGCUCGGACCUCACCAGAUCCGUGUGAACAGCGUGAACCCCACAGUGGUGAUGACUGAGAUGGGUCGUCUGGGCUGGAGUCAGCCCGAAAAAGCCAAGACGAUGAUGGUGCGGAUCCCCCUGGGCCGCUUUGCAGAGGUGGAGGACGUAGUGAACAGUAUUUUAUUCCUGCUCAGUGAUAAGAGCAACAUGACUAAUGGUGUCACUCUGCCGGUGGACGGAGGCUUUCUGGCAUGCUGACCAGCAUGAGGACACUCCAACAGUUUAAGAGGAAAAACUACUUGUCUCGUUUGUAUUAUUUACUAAAUAAAAUGAAUCCGCGGCACAACCAA